AUGAAGAUCAGCAAUGGUGUUCUCUUGGUGAUGAAAGGAAUCAAGGUUGGCAAUUUGUAUGUGUUGCAAGAAUCGGUUUACAUGAGCGGUAUAGUGCCAGUUUUAGAAAAGCAUUUGCAAAUUCAUCACUAUUCUCAUAAUUCUCCGACCACUCCUCCAUUCUUAUCCUUUCUUUGCCUUAUCAUCUUCUUAUUCAUCACUUCCUCUUCCUCUUCCUCUGACUUGUCAUCAUCAACUGAACCACAGGCUCUCCUCAAUUGGAAAGCCACUCUCCAUAACUACUCUACUGCUGCUGCUGUUGCUCUCCGUUCUUGGAACCUUACGUCAUCUCCCAACACUACUACUACUACUACUACGGCUUCUUCAUCCUCACUACCAAUCCCAUGCUGCAACUGGCUCCUUAAUCAGCUCGAACCGCCUGUUAUUACACUUGACAUAGGAGAUAUCUGGAUGGAACUAGUGUUUGGUUCCAUCUUGCUCUUUCUGUCAUCAAUGAGUUCAGAUUUGAAUUGUGCACAGGAGUUUCCUAUCCUAGCAUCUGCCAGAAUAUCAGUUCUGUUAAAUGGUGGCCCUGUUGGAUACUUUGGUGUGGAGAGGGGUCUGAGACAAGGAGAUCCGAUCUCGUCGAUGUUGUUUAUAAUUGCUGAAGAGGUUCUUUGUAGAGGCUUAUCUAAGCUCCUAGCCAACAAGAGCAGUAAGGCUCUUUCGGGUCCCCGUGGUGCUAUUACCCCUACCCAUAUUCUAUUUGUUGAUGACGUAUUCAUCUUCUCAAAUGCAUCCAUCAGCAAACUUGCUGGAGAGAUACCAAUGGAAUUUGGUAGCUUAUCCUAUUUGUUCCACUUGAAUAUAAGUGGCAACAAUAUUUCAGGGCAUGUACUAGUUGAAAUGGAUAAAUUCAUCAACUUGGAGCUUCUUGACCUCUUGGCAAACAGCAUUCCAUCUCAAAUUGGUGAUCUAGUAUCCCUACAAGCUCAGUUGGACCUUAGUCAUAACUCAAUCAGUGGACCGAUACCACCAGAGCUUGCAAAGUUGGUGAUGCUGGAAAUUUUGAAUCUAUCACACAAUAGGAUCACAGGCUCAAUACCUUUUUCUCUUGAAGACUUGGGUCGCUUACUAUCUCUUGAUUUCUCCUACAAUGAGUUGGUGGGUGUUGUUCCUAACAACAAAAUUUUCAAAAAUGCUUCACCACAAGCAUUUAGGAACAAUAAAGGGUUAUGUGGUGACCUUCAAGGUCUACUUCCCUACAAUCAAUCUCGUAGAAGCAAGGAAUUGAAGAAAAAUGGACAUAAGGUUGUCAUAUCCAUCAUUGCUUCUUUGAUAGGAAUUAUUGCUUGUGUGGACAUUAUUCAAGCAACAGAGAAUUUUGAUUCCAAAUAUUGCAUUGGAACUGGAACUUCUGCAAAUGUUUACAAAGCAGUGCUACCUACUAGCCAUGUUGUAGCCUUGAAGAAGUUCCACCCAUUGGAAGGUGAGACAAUAGUUAAUGAUGAAAGCUUUAGGAAUGAGAUGCGUAUAUUAACCGAAAUAAGGCACCGGAAUAUUGCCAAACUUUAUGGAUGUUGUUUCCAUCCACGAUGCAUGUUUCUUGUGUAUGAGUACAUGGAAAAAGGAACCUUAGCACGGAUUUUGAGCAAGCAAGCAGAGGCUAUUAGGUUUGAUUGGCUGAAAAGAGUAAAUGUCAUCAAAAGUGUGGCUAAUGCUUUGUCUUACUUGCAUAAUGAAUGUAUUCCACCAAUAAUUCAUCUGGAUAUUUCAAGCAAAAAUAUACUGCUAGACUUGGAACUCAAGGCUCGUGUAUCUGAUUUUGGCAUUGCAUGA
Messenger RNA from Macadamia integrifolia, 1818 nucleotides. RefSeq names its product MDIS1-interacting receptor like kinase 2-like. Gene Ontology annotation, biological process: protein phosphorylation. The record is from RefSeq and is a predicted model, not a curated record. NCBI's taxonomy places the organism in Eukaryota, Viridiplantae, Streptophyta, Magnoliopsida, Proteales, Proteaceae. Bases 1 to 1818 code for a protein of 605 amino acids. The transcript is spliced from 7 exons. Gene Ontology annotation, molecular function: protein kinase activity; ATP binding; protein binding.